This is a messenger RNA of Caenorhabditis sp. 36 PRJEB53466, 2661 nucleotides long. The record is from the annotation of a GenBank genome assembly. NCBI's taxonomy places the organism in Eukaryota, Metazoa, Nematoda, Chromadorea, Rhabditida, Rhabditidae.
AUGCAUCGCUCGAUCGGGUCCAUCAGAUUGCUGACGAAGCCAGCUCGUAUCGCCGAAUUUGCUGCACUUUACCCUAAUCGGUCAGUUUCUUUUUUCACGUUUCACGCCGUAACUUUCGAAUUUCCCACGUAUUUUGUUAGUCAAAAUGCAUUUUCCCGGGGGAAAUCCACUUUUAAUAUUCUUCUUUUGCUGACCAAAAAGUCAAACACCGAUUCGCACGUUUAUAACGUGAACACAAAGAGCGGACAUACUCUGGCCGAGUGUGUUCCCGAUUAGUCAUGUUGAUUUGUCAGGGAUUCUGCGUUCUGAUUUCCUGAUAAAUACAGGUCAACUGGCAAACAAUCGUAAAGAAAAACAAUGAAUAAUUGGAAGGGUCGUUCAAUCACCCUUCUUAUUCCGAUCAUAUUUCGAUUUUCUUUCCAUAAAUCAAUUAGCGGUUCUUUUUUUGUUGACAAACUGUUUAUAGUGACAACACGUGACAGACACGUGGACACUCCAGACUUCUUCCACACUGAAAGUAAACAAAAUUGAAAGUGACGGGGAAAAUGUUCUUUGGACACUAUCAUUCUGGGCAGGUUCCUUCACUACCGCAGUAUCUCACCCGGGGGAAUCCCUUUCGAACGUGUUACAGACACUGGGGAAAGACAACAAGUGAUGAUAGUGCACUCUCACUCUCGUCUUAUGAUUGUCCUGUUUAUCAGCUCGCGAACUAUCGCACUUUAGUGCAAGUCGUGUAGUGUAGAAACAGGUCAAAAAGAAAAAGAUCAAACAACAAAUGACGGUUCCAAACACGCUUGUUUUUCAGAUGCUCGUGUCCACUCAUUCGAUGUUCUUCCUCCUCUUCCGGAGAUAAUGGAAACGACGGAGAGAACGGAGGUGGCGAUUUAACGAAUGCGCCGCCGAACAAGGCGAUCCAAUCGUUCGGACAGUGCCGACACUGCUCGAAGCCGCUCAAGCCGUUGCCCACACUGACUCGUGAGUAUUUUACCAAAAAUGAGGGAAAAGUGACGGGGAUCGUGCAUUGCAAAAGAAAUAAAAUGCUGACAGGAAACAGUUUCAGCAUCCAAUCGAUAUAUCCACUGCGACAGCUGUAACAAAUUGUACUUUGCAAACUAUUUUGAGGAUUCCGCUAAGAAUGCGUUUUCAAAGCAAUUCGUCCGAAAGACGCCACCCUAUCCCACGCAAAUUGCCGAGUAUCUUGACAAAUUCGUCGUCGGACAGAAAAAGGCCAAAAAGACGUUGGCCGUCGGAGUCUAUCAGCAUUAUCGCCGUCUUGAGCACAACAUCGAAACGGGCGCCUCGUCCAUCUACCAGAACGCACAAACAACGAAAGCCCCAUCUGAUGGACUGGAUACGAAGAUGCCACGUGGAGUGUUGUAUCAAGACGAAAUGCGUAUGGGACAGACGGCAAGCAGCGAGCUGAGGAACUCUCUGAUUCAGCAGCAGGUUGGUCAGACAUUCACCAACUGAUCAAGUUCGGCAUUUUCAGGGAAUUCCACAGCCACAACAAGCCCGACGCGUGCCACCGACCUUCCGAGCUCUUCCGGAGAAAGAGCAAGCCGUACGUCUCGAGAAAUCGAACAUUCUUCUCGUCGGACCAUCCGGAGUCGGAAAAACAUUCCUUACACAAACAUUGGCACGAGUCCUGGACGUUCCAAUUGCACUCUGCGAUUGUACAUCAAUGACGCAAGCAGGAUAUGUGGGGGAAGACGUGGAGAGUGUGAUACAGAAGUUGGUUCAAGCUGCCGGAGGAAACGUGGAGAAGGCUCAACAGGGAAUCGUGUUCCUCGAUGAAGUUGAUAAGAUUGCUGCUGCGAACGAAGGACACUCGGCCGCCUAUCGAGAUGUUUCCGGAGAAGGAGUACAGCACGCUCUUCUGAAGUUGGUCGAAGGGACCGUUGUCAACGUGAAGAGCGGGAAGAAGGGAAUGGGAUCACAGCAGGAUCAAGUCCAGGUCGACACCUCCGACAUCCUGUUCAUCGCUUCGGGAGCCUUCAGUAACCUCGACAAAAUCGUCGGAAGACGUCUCGACAGAAAAGCGCUUGGUUUCGGAUCCCAGUCUGGCAACGUGCGCAUUUCCACCGACGAUUCCAAUUCGGAAGUAAUGCGAAAGAGAGACGAACUCCUUUCAAAGGCCGAUCAGGGAGAUCUGAUCAGCUUCGGAAUGGUUCCCGAACUGGUCGGCAGAUUCCCAGUACUCGUUCCUUUUCAUUCCUUCGACAAACAGGUAACUCCCUCGUGCGCUCUGCUCCAUUUAACUCUCCCGUUUUCAGAUGUUGGUGCGAGUGAUGACUGAGCCACAGAACUCUCUUCUUGCUCAACUCAAACUCCAGUUCGGAAUCGACAACGUCGACCUUUCAUUUUCUGCCGAAGCUCUCGAGCAGGUCGCCCACAUUGCCCUCGAAAGAAAAACGGGAGCCCGUGCUCUUCGUUCCAUCCUCGAAGCCGCUCUUCUUGACGCCAAGUUCACCGUUCCUGGGUCGGAUAUCGAAUCAGUCCACGUCAGCAGGUUUGUCAUCUGAAUCUAGUCUGCAAUUAUCACGCACCCUUUUCAGAGAAGCGAUUCUUGGCGAGAAAGAAGUUGAAUAUGCUCGUCGUAAGGCGCACGUCGAAGAAGAGGAAGACGAGACUCAGACUCAGAGAAAGUCAGCCGUCGCAUAA